This is a messenger RNA of Antrostomus carolinensis (chuck-will's-widow), 490 nucleotides long. RefSeq names its product ATP synthase subunit alpha, mitochondrial-like. Gene Ontology annotation, biological process: proton motive force-driven ATP synthesis; proton transmembrane transport. Gene Ontology annotation, molecular function: ATP binding; ADP binding; proton-transporting ATP synthase activity, rotational mechanism. The transcript is spliced from 3 exons. The record is from RefSeq and is a predicted model, not a curated record. NCBI's taxonomy places the organism in Eukaryota, Metazoa, Chordata, Aves, Caprimulgiformes, Caprimulgidae. The annotation marks the transcript as partial.
GGUAUGUCCUUGAAUUUGGAGCCGGACAACGUUGGUGUUGUCGUGUUUGGUAAUGACAGACUGAUCAAGGAAGGGGAUGUUGUGAAGAGGACUGGUGCCAUUGUGGAUGUUCCAGUUGGGGAAGAGCUGUUGGGACGUGUUGUAGAUGCCCUGGGCAAUCCAAUUGAUGGGAAGGGUCCUAUUACAUCAAAGACACGUAGAAGAGUUGGCUUGAAGGCCCCUGGAAUCAUUCCCAGAAUCUCUGUGCGUGAACCAAUGCAGACUGGUAUUAAGGCUGUGGACAGCCUGGUGCCAAUUGGUCGUGGCCAGCGUGAGCUGAUCAUUGGUGACAGGCAGACUGGGAAAACUUCAAUUGCAAUUGACACAAUAAUCAACCAGAAACGAUUUAAUGAUGGAACAGAUGAGAAGAAGAAGCUGUACUGUAUCUAUGUUGCAAUUGGCCAGAAGAGAUCUACUGUUGCUCAGCUGGUGAAGAGGCUCACUGAUGCAG